AGAAAACCAACCACUCUCAAUAAAGAAAACUAACUGAGCAGCUUGUUUCAAGAAAAGUUUUUUUUAACAGUUUUUAGUUUAAUAGUUUGGUUUAAAAACCUAUGUCUUAUGAGGGUUGCAUUCUAAACUAUCGGGUAAAUGUGAUAACGUUAGGAAGAAGCAGUUGCCCCUGCAUAAACAACGAGCUGUCGUAGUCCUUUAUCGAAAUUAUGAAGCAAUUUCACACUCCAGGCGCCCCAAAACUCGUGGCCUUUCACGGCAAGCCAUCUGAAGUCAGAGAACUUCAAGUUCCUGGUCGCGUGAAUCAUAGGAAUGUGCGCAUUUGCGAUCGCCACAACUACUUCAAGAACUUUGAUCCACUCCUGAAGGAAGCUGCUUUCAAGGUUAUCCGUUCCGAUGGAUACAGGAGCUCCCAGGAAAAAGUUUUGCGUCUGCUAAGUGCCUUGAAGAUAAAACCGUCCAUCUAUGCCGUGAAAUCAUUAUCAAUAGAACGCCUGAUUUGCAUCGAGCUAAACUGCGACUUCGACGUGGUCCUUUUGGCACUAGAAUCCCAGAUUUACAACGAAGUGAUCAAGUACUUCACUGAUAUGUUGGUUUAAAAGAACGUCCUUCGAUUGGAAAUCACUUCAUCACAACAAUGUUAGCAUGUGCAUUUAUUAACUAAUAAAUUAAAUAUAAUAACACAUACCAACAUUUUAAAAUAUUCAAGAAAAUAUGCCAU
Messenger RNA from Drosophila yakuba, 721 nucleotides. RefSeq lists its product as uncharacterized. Lineage: Eukaryota; Metazoa; Arthropoda; Insecta; Diptera; Drosophilidae. Bases 210 to 599 code for a protein of 129 amino acids. The record is from RefSeq and is a predicted model, not a curated record. The transcript has a single exon.